UCAGCCGUGGACGGUCGUUCGUUUCGUUCACAUGCGCAACGAUCAUGGCGGUGAAAGAGGGUGCGUGGAGUGAUGACGAGUCACUUUUAUUGAUAGAGGAAUACAGAACAAGGGAAGUUUUAUGGAACCCUCAAAAUGAAAACUUUUAUAAACAAAAUUUAAAGAAAGAUGCGUGGGACGAAAUCGGAAAUGUAUUGAAAAUAACAGCAGAAAAGUGCAAUAACAAAAUGAUAAGUCUUCUCUCUUCUUACCGCCGUGAAAAAGGAAAGGAAAAAAAAUCCAAGGGGACUGGAAAAGGUACUUCGGACACAUACACAAGUCGAUGGUUUGCCUACAAUGCUUUAAAGUUCUUGGACGAUAGAAACACACCAAGAAAGAGAAAAAAUACGGAGUCCAUUCAACGCUCAGUCUCCAAAAACAAUGCCACCGAAGCCACGCAACAUGAGUUCACCCCUCCAGCACCACCAAAUGAGCAUGGUCUACAGGAACCGAAACGAUCCAGAAGAGACGAAAACAAUGUUCUUACCGAUGUAGUGGGGAUAUUGAAAACCACUGCACAGAAAUUGGACAGUAAAUCAAGCAUUCCUGACUUAACUAAAAGUUUUGUUUCAUUUCUAGGAGCUAAAAUGAGUAACUAUUCCUCUCAGACUAGGAUUUCGGUUGAACACGCAAUAUUUGAAAUUAUUAUGAAAGCCGACAGGGGAUAUUAUGAAUCUUGGCAACAUCAACCAAAUGCAUAUACAGAACCAUACUCCAAUCGUCCCUCAACUUCAGUAUCCUACGGUUAUACCACAGCAGAAAAUGUAGACGCUGCUGACUACUCAAUCAACCAGCAGCCUUCGUCGGUCUCUUCACAAGACUCACAGCACUCUUCUAUAGAUGAUUUUACUGAUUUAAUUUAGUUAACAAAGAAAAAUAAAGAUUUUGAUUAUACGUA
Molecule: messenger RNA, 937 nt
Organism: Pararge aegeria (speckled wood butterfly)
Lineage: Eukaryota; Metazoa; Arthropoda; Insecta; Lepidoptera; Nymphalidae
Exons: 3
Coding region: 45-902 (285 amino acids)
Source: RefSeq, a predicted model, not a curated record